Messenger RNA from Camellia sinensis, 2512 nucleotides. Lineage: Eukaryota; Viridiplantae; Streptophyta; Magnoliopsida; Ericales; Theaceae. The record is from RefSeq and is a predicted model, not a curated record.
UAUUACUUUGAAGGCAGGUUUGACAUUGUAAAAUUUGUAAAGACAGUGCAAGAAGCUGGCCUUUUUGUACAUCUGAGAAUUGGUCCUUAUGCUUGUGCUGAAUGGAAUUAUGGGGGGUUCCCAAUUUGGUUACACUUCAUUCCUGGAAUCCAGUUUCGAACAUCAAAUGACCUAUUCCAGAAUGAAAUGAAGCGUUUUGUUACGAAAAUCGUUGACUUAAUGAAGGGGGAGAAUCUCUUUGCAUCGCAAGGAGGGCCAAUAAUUCUUGCGCAGGUGGUUUCUUCCUUAUAUUGUUGGCAUGCCUUCGACAUAGAACUUCUUAUAGUUAUUUUAUUUUAUUUUUUGAAAUAUUGCACUUUGUUUUCUUAUUCUUUUAUAAACACAUGUAAUGGGUUUUAUUGUGAUCGGUUUACACCAAAUUCCCCUUCCAAGCCAAAGAUGUGGACAGAAAACUACAGUGGAUGGUUCCUUUCAUUUGGAUAUGCAGUUCCUUACCGACCUGUUGAGGACUUGGCUUUUGCUGUUGCACGCUUUUUUGAAACAGGUGGCACUUUCCAAAACUAUUAUAUGUAUUUUGGUGGCACCAAUUUUGGACGAACAGCUGGAGGUCCUUUGAUUGCAACAAGUUAUGACUAUGAUGCCCCACUUGAUGAAUAUGGUUUUAUUAGGCAGCCAAAGUUUGGGCACCUCCGUGACUUGCACCUAGCAAUAAAGCAGUGUGAAGAAUAUUUGGUCAAUGCAAAUCCAAUCCAACAGUCCCUUGGUAGGAAUUUAGAGGCACACGUCUACUACAAAACUUCCAAUGACUGCGCAGCCUUUCUUGCUAACUAUGACAGCAGUUCAGGUGCAAAUGUCACAUUUAAUGGGAAUUCAUACUUCCUUCCAGCUUGGUCUGUGAGCAUUCUUCCAGACUGCAAGAAUGUCAUUUUUAACACAGCUAAGGUUGUUUCACAAAGAACUCGUGAUGAUGUUGCACUUUCUCGCAGUACCAGUGUCAGUGAACUUUCACUGGCAUCAGUAAAAUGGAGUUGGUAUAAAGAAAAAGUGGGUAUUUGGGGUAACAACUCAUUUACCAAAUCAGAGUUAGUGGAGCAGAUAAAUACAACAAAAGAUACUAGUGAUUUUCUAUGGUAUACAACAAGUAUAAAUAUGAAUGAGAACGCUAAGCUAGGUCAGGACGUAUUUUUGCUUAUUGAAAGUUUGGGACAUGCAGCUCUUGUUUUUGUCAACAAAAAAGUAGUAGGAUUUGGUUAUGGUAAUCAUGAUGAUCCAGCCUUUUUAUUCAAGGAGGCAGUCAAUCUUGAUUCUGGAAAUAAUACGUUGGAUGUGUUGAGUAUGAUGAUUGGCUUACAGAACUAUGGGCCAUGGUAUGACAUACAAGGCGCAGGAAUUACUUCUGUCAUUCUUAGUGAUCUGAAGAAUACCAACAAGAGCCUUUCUUCCACAGAAUGGACCUAUCAGGUGGGACUUGAAGGAGAAUACCUUGGACUCGAUAAUAUAAAUCUUGCAAAUAGUUCAUUAUGGACUCAAGGGAAUGCCUUUCCAAUUAAUCAAAGUUUGAUAUGGUAUAAGUCUACAUUCGUUGCUCCUGAAGGGAAGGGUCCUUUAUCUUUGAAUCUUGCUAGCAUGGGAAAGGGUCAAGCAUGGGUUAAUGGGCAAAGUAUAGGCCGAUAUUGGCCUGCUUAUCUCUCUCCAUCAACUGGUUGCUCUGAGAACUGUGACUACAGGGGAAACUAUGAUUCAUUUAAAUGUCUGAAGUACUGUGGUGAACCUGCUCAAACAUUGUAUCAUAUCCCACGCACUUGGGUACAUUCUGGUGAGAACUUACUGGUUCUCCAUGAAGAGCUUGGUGGCGAUCCUUCAAAAAUUUCCGUGUUGACACGAACUGGGCAAGAGGUUUGUGCACACGUGUCAGAUUCUGAUCCUCUGCCAGCUGAUGCUUGGAAAUCAAAUUUGGAAUUUGUGUCUCGAAGUCCUGAAGUUCGACUGGCUUGUGAACAAGGAUGGCAAAUUACUUCAAUUGCUUUCGCAAGCUUUGGGACUCCUACAGGACAUUGUGGUGCAUUCAGUCUAGGAAGUUGUCAUAUCGAUGUGUUGUCAAUUGUUGAGCAGGCGUGCAUUGGCCAACAAGGAUGUUCAAUUUCUGUCUCAACAUCUCAGCUAGGGGACCCUUGUCCUGGAGUGUCGAAAAGCUUAGCAAUCGAAGCCCUUUGUAGCAGCUAAAUUUCCUCUUCCUACUCUUGUGCUUCGAUGUAUGAAAAUUUGAGAAUGAUGAAUCUGUGACAUGAACUUCGAUGGUUUGAUAAGUUUGAAUUGUGAUUUUCAUUUUGCAUAGUGUGGUGAAACUGGCUAGUCAAAGCUCCAAAAGUUUCACAUAGUACUUAUAAGUAUGCUGAGCUCAAAUAAAUAUAGUUCUUGUAAUUCUGUGAAGCCAAUGGCUGGUUAGUCAUUUUGUUGCAAUUAACGAACCAUAUUUAAAUAAAUCAAUUUUCAUGUGAUGGUGGGUCUCAUU